AUGACUGGCUAGUGGGUGGGUAGUGGAGUGGUGCCUAGGGCAUUGCUGCUGUUGUGUGACACCUGACAGUCUGUUCACGGGUUUUGCAGUGUCUGGAAGUUUCUGCCUGGGGUCAUUGCCUGGUGAAAUAGUUUUUGCAGGGGAGCAGGAAUGCCAUGGAAAUCUGAGAGAAAAAAAAUCUCUGGCCCUGUGCUUGGAAAACUGCUGUAUGUGGUUCUGUUUCUUGCUCUUUCUCCAGUUCCACAGCACUAGCAGGCUGAAACAUCAAACAUCUGGGAAGCCUGCCAGCCUGUCCAGGCAGGAAGAAGAUUCAAUGGACAGCAGGACUGGCUUUGAGCAGGAUAGAGACUGUGCCACUUCAGGGCAUGGCCAGGGGCUGAAAUUGGAGCCCUGUUUCCAGACUGAUUCUCUCUUGCCUUCCCCCAGUGCAUCCCUGAUACCACAGCUCCUCAGCCACACAAUGGUUGGCAGGAACAUGGAUCCCACCAUUCUUUUCCCUUCCUCUCAGGCAGUGGCCCUGCCUCAUGACUACAAAUGUGGUGCACGUCCUGGAGAAGAAGCACAAGCCCUGGCUUUCCCCAGGACCCGUGCCCCAGCUCCCGUGCCCUGUGCUGGUGAUGGGGACAAGCUCUCCAUCCAGCACCCACGGGAGCAGCUCUGUGACCAGCACUUACGAGCCAAGAGGGCCAGGGUGGAGAGCAUCAUCCAGGGCAUGAGCCACCCACCAGCCCCACAGGCAUUUGACACGAGCCUGGAGGCAGCUUUUAGGCAUGAGAGGGAAAGGGGUGGUGAGAUGCCCCAGGAGAGCAAGAGGAAGCCAAAAGUGCCCCAGCAGGGCACGGGGGCUGCUGGAAGAGUGGCUUCCACAGGGGCCAGCUCCCAUGCCAAGGGCUGCCAGCAGCUGAAAGAGCAGCUUGGCUUUUUAGAGCAGCAGUUGAGGUGGCUUCAAGACAAGUUCUACCAAGUCUGUGACUCUGAGGAUGCUGCCCAAACACAGGAAGAUUCAGAGAAAGUGCAGCCAGUGCCUGGAAAGCCCGAAGACAGACUGAACAAGGACAGUGCCACUGCCACUAGCAACCCACACAAAGUGCCCCUCAGGAGGAGUGUCCUGGAGGCGUGUGGGCUGGAGGAGGCUGAGGACAGAGGUGACACAGGUGGCCUGCCCUCGGCAGUGAGGGUACUCUCACAGGCACUGAAGCACGAGCUGUCUGUGGUGACAUGCCAGGUAGUGGACUCUGUCCUGAAGACUGUCUGGCCAAAGGCAGACAGCCACAUCCAGAAGCAGCACCACAGCCUUCCGAUGCUGGGGCCAGAUGCCAGGAGAGAAUAUACUGCUGGUGGGAAAUGCAGAAAGCCACUUGCUAAGCCAUCUCCCAUGAAUGCACCAGGCUCCCUGGACUCACCCCAGGCUGAGGUCCUGCCAGGAGCUUUGGGGAAGAGUUUGGGCUCUUAUGUUGCCUCCUUCAGCUCAAAGGGGGUCAGAAAAUCUUCUCGGGUACCCAGCAUGGAUUAUUCCCUGGGCUCAGCCACCCCUGUGCAGCACAGCCAGCUGCUGAGCCAGCUGUUGGGCUACAGCCAGCACAGCCUCUGGGACAGUGACUCUUGUGAGAGCCCAUCUGCUCUGGAGAGGGGUUCUCCAGAGCCCCUCAAGUUGCCCUGGGGAACUGUUAAACUGAGGUCAUCGAUUGUGAGACAGCAGCAGCACCAUCCGCUGCCCCUGAGCCCUGCAAGCAUGGAGAGCCUGGCACUACUGCCAGCUGGCAGGGAUGGCCACGGUGAGCUGCCAGCUGCAAAUGAUGGAGUGCCCUUUGCCUCGACCCACAUAUCCUUUGGGGGCAGCUAGAGGCAGAUGCAGGAGGCGCUGACCCCUGGGCACCUGAAGAAGGCCAAGCUGAUGUUUUUCUUCACCCGCUACCCCAGCUCCACUCUGCUGAAGACCUACUUCCUUGAUGUGCAGUUCAGCCGCUGCAUCACCUCCCAGCUCAUCAAGUGGUUCAGCAACUUCCGUGAGUUUUACUACAUCCAGGUGGAGAAGUUUGCCCGGCAGGCCCUGCUGGAGGGUGUUGUGGAUGCUUGCACUCUCCAGGUCUCCCGGGACUCAGAGCUCUUUCGUGCCCUGAACAUGCACUACAACAAGGGGAAUGACUUCGAGGUGCCAGGGCGCUUCCUGGAGGUGGCCAGCCUGACACUGCAGGAGUUCUUCAGUGCCGUCAGGGCAGGCAAGGAUGCCGACCCCUUCUGGAAGAAACCCAUUUACAAAAUCAUUUCCAAACUGGACAGUGACAUCCCAGAAGGGUUCAAAGCUGCUGGCUGCUCCCAGGAACUGCUCCACAGCUGAGUCUCUGUGAAAGCAGCCUUGGGUUGUGUGCGCAGCCACCAUGUGCACCUCAUGGGCACUCUGUACAACACCUGUUAUUUGGGGUAUUCUCUCUCUGAGAGCCAUGCACUCUCUGUAAGACAGCUCCUUAGGUGAGGCCUAUCACUUCCCUCAUGCUGGGAUUUUAUGCUGCGUUGCAUAUGCUGCAUUGUGUGCAUUGUAUUCUGCUGCUCAGAACUGGUGAGGACCACCAGAAGGGAGGGACAGAGAGGAAGCCAUCAGGUUGGAGCCUGAGAAGUUGCCCUGCCCCAGCUCUCCCUAUGACCCUGACUGAGCUACCUUCAUUCUCUCUUCCAGAGGGUCAAAAACCAGGGCAAACAGCCUUGCUGUUUAUAAAACAGGAAGAGGUCCUAGUAGUGGGCAAAGUUUCCUUGGCACAGCAGACUAGUGGAUGUACUGAGUCCAAAAGCAUGACUCAGUUUCUGUCCAGAUACAACACACGAGUGUCCAAAGAAAACAGCUGGUGAAUUCCAGCACUUCAAGCACUCCAUGGGGAUAGUUGUUCCUGUCUGGGAUAUGUAAAAACUAUGUUUGUUGUAGCCAACAAGAAUAACACUCUCCUCCACCUCUCCACCUCCCCUGUGCUGUUAGACAAGACACCCCCACCCCGUGCAGCUCUGUGCCAUGGCCAAGCAGGUCUGUGCUCUCCAGCAGUGUUCUCCGGGAUGCUGGAGGAGAGCAGGGUGCACAGCCAGCUCUGCUUGGCACUCCAAAGAGCCUCCAUCAGCCCAUCACCUGGGAGGACAGCUCCAUGUUAAACACCCAUCCAUGUUCCCCCACACCAUGCUCCUUCUGGCAAAACUGCCCAAAGCAUCUCUGUUCUGUACUCUGCCCUUGGUGAAAGAGGAGAAUGUUAUUUGAGAUCCAUCAGUCCUUGUGGGUUUAACACAAGCUGGGGAAGAGCUGGGCCUUGACAUCUACAACCCCAUUGCUGUAAGGGUUGUAAACUCAAGGAGGUUUCUUUACCCUGUGGCCAUGACUUAGUGGCCACUUUUCUACCUGAUGGAGCAUGGUGAGGCGUUUUGUGUUAAGGGCUCUCUAAUCCUCACAGAGGUGGCAGUGGAGAGGAAAAGGCUGUGAAGAGGAGGGAGUCCUGACAGAGGCAUGGCACGAGGGCAUUGGGAGGGCAGUGAUGAGCAACCACAUACCCAUGUAAAACCUCAGGGAGAAAACUGGGAAAAGGUCAAGGUAAUUUUGGGUGUGCUGUAAGGUACCAGCUGGUACUAGAGUGCAGCAAGUGACUCUUGAGAAUCACAGCUCCAGCAUCAGACAAGUGCAUGGGGUGAUCCACAGGCAAUGCAUCUACAGAAGUAAAGAAGUGGAAACAUCAGGACAUAAUGGGGAGCUCCGAAAUAGGAGCAGUUUGACAAUGGUUCCCCCCAUUACGAGUGUGGCCACCCAGAUUUCCUGCUUCAUUUUGUAUAUUUAUUUCUCCAAGUUUGUAUAUUUUACAACCCCAACACCAAAUUUACGUGAUUCCUUUUUAAAUAAACACAUUGUUUAAGCUACCCCUUUACAUCCCUGAAGACCUAUUUGAUGAUGUCUGCUCUAAAGAGUCUUCAUAGAAAUUUCUUGCUUUUUGUUGGGAAAAACAACACUGCAGCAAAAGGGCAGUCCUUCUGCCAGCAUCUCUGUGGGGUCAAGCAGGCCCCACUACCCAACACCAGCUCCAUUAAACCUGCCCCCUCACCCCAGCGCCUCAUGAUUAGUCUGCUCUGAAGGGCAACUUGUGAGGAUCAGGAAGGGGAGGCUGGAGGCACACAGAGACAUAUCCCAAAGCUUAAGGGUGCUGGACUCAAAUGUACAACAUCGGAUAAAUGCUGCUGGUGGUACCAUUAAUGUGGCCUUCCUGCAGGCAAUAACAACCUCAGAGCUUAAGUAAUGGUUUGGAUAGGCAAAACCAAAGCUGCUGGAAAGGGGAAUGAUGGGCUGGCUCAAGGAAGGGUCAGCAAAUUCAUCUGUUCAUAGCUAAAUAAUUAGGGAACAUAAGGUACAGGUUUACUGGAGGCAUCCUGCUGAAACAAAGCCUUUCACACAGAGUUCCUGGUGGGGGUAACAGUUUCUUGCGUCCUGGGGUAAGACGCAAGUCCAUGAGUGUCAGUA
This is a messenger RNA of Serinus canaria (Common canary), 4480 nucleotides long. It is a transcript of the gene PROX2, whose product is annotated as prospero homeobox 2. Lineage: Eukaryota; Metazoa; Chordata; Aves; Passeriformes; Fringillidae. The record is from RefSeq and is a predicted model, not a curated record. The transcript is spliced from 4 exons. Gene Ontology annotation, cellular component: nucleus. Gene Ontology annotation, biological process: regulation of transcription by RNA polymerase II. Gene Ontology annotation, molecular function: RNA polymerase II cis-regulatory region sequence-specific DNA binding; DNA-binding transcription factor activity, RNA polymerase II-specific.